GGGCGGAGCCUGAGGUGAGGUAAUAGGUCAGGUGAUAAGAGCGACAAGUUAUGUGGCUGCGGCCGAUAGUGUUGUUAGGCGUAGUAGGGAGCAGAGGACUAGUCAGAAGUAUGUGUGCUCAGGCAGCGGGAGACUGGAAAAGCGCAAAGUCUAUUUACGAGUUCUCUGCCAAUGACAUUGAUGGGAACGAGGUGUCUCUGGAGAAAUACAGAGGACAUGUUUGCAUCAUUGUAAAUGUAGCCUCUAAAUGAGGAAAGACGAAGGUAAACUACACUCAGCUUGCGAAAAUGCACGAUUCGCUCGCUGAGAAAGGUUUACGUAUCCUGGGCUUCCCAUGCAACCAGUUUGGAGGGCAGGAACCGGGGACAGAUGAACAGAUUAAAGAGUUUGCCAAAGGUUACAAUGCAGGCUUUGAUCUUUUUAGUAAGAUUGAAGUAAACGGUGACAAUGCUCACCCUCUGUGGAAGUGGAUGAAGGAACAGCCCCGUGGCAAAGGAUUCUUGGGAAAUGGCAUCAAGUGGAACUUCACUAAGUUUCUCAUAGACAAGGAGGGGCAGGUGGUGAAGAGAUAUGGUCCCGCUGAAGAUCCAGAGGUGGUGGAGAAGGACUUGCCAGCGUACAUGUAAUACUGCUUUGUGUUGCUGUUUCCUGACCUCUCACGUGGACCUCCAAGGGUAUCUGUGUGUGUGUAUCUGGGCCAGUGACGGACCUGUCCGUAAACCCAUCUUUGGGGUGGGCAGGGCCUGAUGACCCCCAUCGUGCAACUUAUUUCCAGAGAGCAUUCACUUGAAACCUUGUGAAGACCACCUGAGAGGCCAUUUGCCAAACGACACAGCUUUCAUCCCACUAAGAAGAUCCAUUCCAUUAUUAUCCAGUAUAAAUGGCAGCACUCCACCCGUCCAUCUUCUGAGUAAGAAGUAGUCCUGCUUGUUUUCAGCAAGUUGUGUGAACGCGAAUGCCAUCAAUAAAUUAGUACAGCUACUGAUAAUUUAUAGUUUACUUAGCACUUAUCGAAGUUUCUUCUUAUGCUGGUAAUUUAUGGGAUAAAAUUACAAAAUAAUACAAGCAAUAAUAAAAUGUUGUUCUGAACAAUUG
Molecule: messenger RNA, 1095 nt
Organism: Fundulus heteroclitus (mummichog)
Lineage: Eukaryota; Metazoa; Chordata; Actinopteri; Cyprinodontiformes; Fundulidae
Product: phospholipid hydroperoxide glutathione peroxidase
Exons: 7
Biological process (GO): response to oxidative stress
Molecular function (GO): glutathione peroxidase activity
Source: RefSeq, a predicted model, not a curated record